AUCGCCUACAUCGCCGUUUCCCUCAUUCUUCAACAGCGCCUGUCUCUGAAAACAGAGGAGCUGAGGAAAGCGCUGUUCCACGUUCGCCUCCACCUCUUCGUCCAGUCGUUCACACUGGUCUUCUUCCCCCUGGUCGUCUGGAUGCUGCUGCAGGUCCUGGCGCUGACCACCAUCGACCAGUGGCUUCUCAAAGGGUUACAGACGGUGAGCUGCAUGCCCCCUCCGGUUUCCUCCGCCGUCAUUCUGACCAAAGCAGUCGGCGGGAACGAGGCGGCGGCCAUCUUUAACUCUGCGUUUGGAAGCUUCCUGGGGAUUGUGGUGACUCCGUUGCUGCUGCUCCUCUUUCUCGGAUCUUCAUCCUCUGUCCCCUUCACCUCCAUCUUCUCUCAGCUCUUCAUGACGGUUGUUGUUCCGCUGAUCCUCGGACAGGUGUGCCGCGGUUUCUUCAGGGAGUGUCUGGAGCGCCGGAAGCCUCCGUUCGGCGCCAUUAGCAGCGCUGUCCUCCUCAUGAUUAUCUACACAACGUUCUGCGACACGUUCAGCAACCCCAACAUCGAGCUGGACCCCACCAGCCUGCUGCUGGUCGUCAUCAUCAUUUUCUCCAUCCAGGUCAGCUUCAUGCUGCUCACCUUCACCUUUUCCACCAGGUCUGGAUCAGGAUUCAGCCCCGCUGACACCGUCGCCAUCAUGUUCUGCUCCACACACAAGUCUCUCACUCUGGGAAUCCCGAUGCUGAAGAUCGUCUUCGAAGGCUACCAGCAUCUGUCUCUGAUCUCCGUCCCGCUGCUCAUCUACCACCCGGCCCAGAUCCUGCUCGGCUCCGUCCUGGUGCCGACCAUCCGGAGCUGGAUGACGAGCCGACAGAAGGGGAUCAAAUUAUCAAACCUGCAGCCGGUCUGAUGCGUCAGAGCGGCGGAAGGAUACAAAAAGUGCCUUGUUACGACCAACAACAACUAGGACCUCCAGGUGGCAGAGCGGGAUUUGCUGUUUGCCAUCAAAGCCUGUUACUAUUUUCUACGAAAAACAAAACAAAAAUCACAUUUCCAUUGUUUAAUAUUUAAAUGAAAUGUGUUUUAUUUUUUUAUAUCUUGAACUUUUGAGGGAAAAAUAGUGCUGGGGGAAAAGGAUCUAUUUUCAGGAAGUGGGUGAGGUUUCUGGGACCAGUUCUGUUAUUUGUUUUCUAUUCUGGUUCUUCCAGCUUUGACUGCCAGAAACUGUAAAUGGUUUUGUUUAAAUUAAUGCUGGAUUGUUACAUUGAAUAUAGAAAUGAACAUUAA
Messenger RNA from Poeciliopsis prolifica (blackstripe livebearer), 1277 nucleotides. Its product is annotated as sodium/bile acid cotransporter 7-A-like. Gene Ontology annotation, cellular component: plasma membrane. Lineage: Eukaryota; Metazoa; Chordata; Actinopteri; Cyprinodontiformes; Poeciliidae. The record is from RefSeq and is a predicted model, not a curated record.